This is a messenger RNA of Hippopotamus amphibius kiboko, 618 nucleotides long. Its product is annotated as lysozyme C, tracheal isozyme-like. Gene Ontology annotation, molecular function: lysozyme activity. Gene Ontology annotation, biological process: defense response to Gram-negative bacterium; defense response to Gram-positive bacterium. The coding region runs from base 1 to 504 and encodes 167 amino acids. Lineage: Eukaryota; Metazoa; Chordata; Mammalia; Artiodactyla; Hippopotamidae. The transcript has 4 exons. The record is from RefSeq and is a predicted model, not a curated record.
AUGUUAAAUACCAGGGCCAGCUCCCCCUGGUCAGUCUGGAGGUCCUGCUUCUCAGUCAACAUGAAGGCUCUCCUCAUUCUGGGGCUUCUCCUCCUCUCUGUCGCUGUCCAGGGCAAGAUAUAUGAGAGGUGUGAGCUUGCCAGAACUCUGAAAAAACUUGGAUUGGAUGGCUAUAAGGGAGUCAGCCUGGCAAACUGGAUCUGUUUGACCAAAUGGGAAAGCGGUUAUAAUACAGAAGCUACAAACUACAAUCCUGGAAGCAAAAGCACUGAUUACGGGAUAUUUCAAAUCAAUAGCCGCUACUGGUGUAAUAAUGGCAAAACCCCAAAAGCGGUUAACGGCUGUGGUAUAUCCUGCAGCGCUUUGAUGAAAAAUGACAUCACUGAAGCUGUAAAAUGUGCAAAGAAGAUUGUCAGUCAGCAAGGCAUUACAGCAUGGGUGGCGUGGAAAAAUCGUUGUCGAGGCCAAAAUCUCAAGAGUUAUGUUAAGGGUUGCAGAGUGUAACUGUGGAGUUUUCUUUCUUCAGCUCAUUUAUCUUUUUUUCAUAUUAAGGUUUUCAUAUUAAGGAAGUAAUAGUUGAGUGAAAGGUCAUACUAUCAUUCUUUCAAACAAAUAAUG